UGUAUGAUGUAGCUCCAUAAAACAAUGUACUUUUAAGUGCAAUCAUAUUUCUCCUAUCAUGCACUUUGGUGACAUUUAGUCAUGCAAUCAUAGUAUCUUUGGAGUACUGAUCUUUCUGGAUUUGCAUAUAAAACACUUUAACCUGCAACUAAGAACACCUAAUUCUACAUAAUGUGUCAAAAGCCAGGGCAAAGAGGUGUGUCUUCAGCAUUCAAGGUGCCAGACACACCUGUGUGGAGACAGUUCCACAACUUAGGCACUUCCACAGAGAAUGCCCUCUUCUGGACCACCACCUGGAAACCUCUGAGGGCAGAGGAGCUACUAAGAGAGUCCCAUCAGCCAAUCUUAGCACUUAAGAGGUUCUGAAGGGAAUCACAGAAGUUGGAAAGGACUGCGAGGGUCAUCUCGCCCAACUCACUGCAAUGCAAGAAUCUCAACUAAAUCUGUCAGAUAUUUGUGGGCUUCAAACACUAACGUGACCACCUUGAAUUGGGCAUGGAAAUGAACUAGCAAACCGUGCAGCUGUUUUAAAAUGGGUUCUAACAGAGAUCUAACAUAACUCAAGCCAAAGAUCUGGCUGUUGCAUUUUAAACCAACUGAAGCUUCUUCAUCGUCUUCAAGGGUAACCCCACAUAGAGGACAUUGCAAUAAUCCAAGCCUGGAAGCUACCAGGGCAUGGAGUGCAGUGGCCAAGUCGAAAAGACGUUGUAGCUGGUCAAUCAGCUGCAGCUGAAAGAAGGCAUUCCUAGCCACCGAGGAUGCCUGAGCUUCCAGCAGCAGUGUUGGAUUCAGCAGCACCCCUAAACUGCAAUCCUGCUUGUUCCAGGGGACUGUAACUGUAUCCAGGGCAGGUCACUUCCCCACCUCCCAGACGUGAGAACUCAGGACACAUGAAACUUCUGUCCUUUCAGGAUUAUCAUCGUUUUAACUGGAGAUACCAGAGAUAUCCUGAGAGAUAUAACUGGAGAUAUCCUGGUACUUUCUUCAUGCAAAAACAUGUGCUUCAUUGUCAAGUUUUUGAUGCAAUGGGAAUCUAACAUUAUUGAGGGAGAAAUACUAGUAGAUGGCAUUGCACUGCAUGGCAACUCAGGACUGCAGGAAAGAAUGGACAAGAGCAGGUCAAAUUGUGCAAUUUUUCCUUAUAUAAAGUGCAGUGGAAGGAGGAAGCAGCAGCAUUCAUUGACCAUGGGAAUGAAGUUUCUUGAACUGAGCAGAUUCGGUUCCAGAAUCAUCCCUGGCACCAUCCCUGGCACACAAGGGGGCAAGGAGGUGCAGUUAGUAUUUCUCCACAAGGAGCAACAAGUCUCGGCUGCAGGCAAAUGUAAGAGAGCCAAUCUGUCUUUUGAUCUAGCUUCUCUGUCUCACUAGCAGCCAAUCACACGGCUGCAUGCUCCAAAGGUAGCUGCCAUGGUAACCAUGUAAACAGUUUCUUGUUGAAGCAGCAGCUGUUGAGAGAAACAGGCGCUGCAGUGAAUGUUUCUUUUUGGGGCUCAGAUUUUAAACUGAUAUCCCAGUGGCCCAGGCACUGAGCUGGUCCUAUUUUUUCAGAGCUCUCUACCCCAAGCCCUUCCCCACAUUAUCCUCUUCCAUAGUGGUAACUGUGGUUGCUGCUUAUUCUAGUGUUUUGUCCCACCAGAAGGCAGAUACAACGCUCAACCAUGUCCAACACUACCGCAGGCAACCUGAUCAACAGGAGCAGGAAACAGAGCAUCAUCAUCAAUAAGACCUCAAAAGAGCAGAGCACAGUGAAGAAGUUAGCAUCGUCCUCAGCUUCUGGUAGGAAAAUGAGCUUCACCAGCACCAUGCUUGCUAGCAGAGUUGGAUCACUGGCUCGCAGGAGCAUCCUGAUUUCUUCAGAGGGAAAGUCUUUCGAAAGGGGCUCCAUAGCAGGUUGCAAACCUCCUAUCCAGGUUUUUGAUGACAUAGGAAAAGAUGUGACUCCCCGUCCACUCUACCAACCUGAGCCAAGUGUUGCUGGACCCACCCCCGGGCCCAUGCACAGACCAAGCAAAAUCUUAUCAACCCAAGAUUUUGCUGGGGCUGUGCCAACAGAAUUCUUGUCAUCCCUCUCUCUGCAACAAGCGUCUGGGACAAGUAUUAGUUUAGCAGGCCCAUUCUCCAGAACUUAUGGUAGUAGCAGUAUUACAAAGUCUACUACUUCUACUGAAUCAUUGGCAGAAGAAAUAAUAGAACCUGGAACCAGACAUGAAGCGCUUGCUAGUUUUAUAGAUGUUCAGGUUAGGCGAGAGGCAGUGCCAGAGUCACUGACAAAGCGAGACCUGGAAAAGCGUGUGGAUAUUUUCCUUACAGAGACAGAAACAAUUUGGUUAUUUGACAUGCCAACUGUCAUGCUGUCGACAGAGUCUGAGGAAGCCGACUCUGUGAGAAAAAAGAACGUAGCUUAUAUGGAACUCUGUAAAAACAGAGCUGGCAAUGACCGAUAUGUCAACAGAAUGAUGCAAACUAUAGGCGGUGCACCAAAGACUAAGGAAAUGCAAUGUGACAAAAUUAUCAUGGAUGACAAAGAGAUAAUGGCCACUACCUGGGAUUUGUAUGAUUCCUUUAAUGCAUUGGAAGCAGCUAUCGCAGAAAAAAGUAUCAGACCAGUAAGUGUGACCAGCAGUAAGUCAACUCUAUACAGGGAACGCGACAGAGCCAUGUCCGUAGCUUCUGUAGGGAGAGAAAGCACUACAAGUUCCAUCAUUGACUUGGAAAGUGUAAUUCUCUCCCGGAUUCACGAAGAGAUAGAAGACCACUCAGAAGCUAUACUGAAAUCUGAAAAAUUUAAUCAAGAUUUGUUUUAUAUGGAGAGGGUCCUAAUGGAGAAUAUUUUCCAGCCCAAACUUGCAGCUUAUCGGCAGCUUCCUGUCCUCCUAGAGCCGACCGUCAAAUCUGAACAUAGCCUUUCUAUAUUUGAAGAGGAAUCCAUAAAGGAGGAAGAGGAGGAAGAGGAGGAUGCGCUCUCAGUUAGGUCAUCACUUCUGUUAGACUUUAGUUCAGGACGAGAGGAAAUCCUACCACCUUAUAUAGAAUGCUUGUGGACCUAUGCAUGUGAUUUGAUGAGAGGAAACAAUGUGAGCUGCCUAGCUUGGAACAAAGUGAAUCCUGAUCUACUGGCUGUUGGUUAUGGAAAGUUUCGUUUUAAAGAACAGAAGAAAGGCUUGGCUUGCUGCUGGUCACUGAAGAACCCAACGUGGCCAGAGCGUGUCUAUCAAUCUCCUCAUGGAGUAACUGCAUUGGAUUUCUCUCUAGCCAAUCCAAACCUCUUAGCAGUUGGAUUGUACAAUGGGACAAUUGCAGUCUACAAUGUCCAGACCCAUCAUACAACUUCAGUUUUAGAUACCAGCGAAUCUUACGAUAAACACUUGGGCCCUGUGUGGCAGCUGAGGUGGGUUGAGCAGGACAGGGGAAUAACAGGAGAAGACAAAGGGGAGAUACUAGUCUCCAUAUCAGCAGACGGCAGAGUGACUAAGUGGUUUGUUCGGAAAGGAUUAAGCUGCAAUGAUCUGAUGAAACUCAAGCGAACAGCAAGUGACAAGAAAAAGGGAGGGGCAGAAAAGAAAAGUGAAGCACUGAUAUCUCGACAAGCUCCAGGAUUAUCCUUUGAUUUCCAUCCAAAGGACACUAAUAUAUACUUGGUUGGAACUGAGGAAGGUUUUAUUCACAAAUGCUCUUGUUCUUACAAUGAGCAGUACUUGGAGACCUACAGGGGACACAAAGGCCCGGUGUACAAGAUAGCAUGGAAUCCAUUCAGUACAGAAGUGUUUCUAAGUUGUUCUGCGGAUUGGAGUAUUAUAUUGUGGCGCGAGGAUUCAGUCCGUCCUGUUUUGACUUUCAGUUCCACUGCCAAUGUCAUUUAUGACAUAGUGUGGUCUCCCAAUUCAGCAUAUGUGUUUGCAGCAGCGAACGAAACCAGGGUGGAAAUCUGGGAUCUUAGCGUCAGCACCCUGGAUCCCCUGAUUGUGCAUCCUGCCACUGGAACUGUGAAAUUCACGGCUGUGCUUUUUGCCAAAAACGCAGAUUGCCUUCUAAUUGGUGACAGUGAAGGAUCAGUCACCGUGUACGCACUAAGAAAUAUGAUCCCUUCAGACAGGAAGAAGGUACGUUCUGCAGCAUUAAAAGCUGAAGUAGCCUACGCCAACCAGGGGCCCUUCUAACACCUGAGCCCUACUGCUGAUUCACAUGUGUGUAGUGCGUUAAUCAGUGUCCCUAUGUUAAUCAGUUGGACUAUGCUCUGUUUAGGUAGGCUUGCCAUAUGUCAGGAAAAUUCCUGACAUGUCCUGGUUUUUGGGUGUAAAAAUGGAGUUUGGGGGGGGAUUCGAGGUCACUCCCAAUUUUGGUGGGAACAACCUUGUGGGUGUCAGGAAUUUUACUUUUUGAAAUACAGUGACCCUAGUUUAGGUGCUGCGACUAUGCCACAGCGUUCUACUACAAAUGCCUCACUAUACAUAUUCAAGUUAUGAGCGCUGGGAAUGGUAUGGUAAUAGGGUGGGACCAUCCACGAAUGAGGUCGGAACAUAGCUUGGCAAAUGGCGGAGUUUUUGCCUAAUAAGUCAAAGGCACGCUAGCAAAGCAGCCUGCAGAAGGACUAGCCAUUCAUGAAAGGCACUGCUGCUUAAACUUAUGUUCAGCGGCAUUCAUGUGCAGAAGCCGGCGUAAGUGGCUUAUUUUAUUCCUCAGCGGUAAAAGGUAAAGGUAAAGGU
Messenger RNA from Podarcis muralis (Common wall lizard), 4703 nucleotides. Lineage: Eukaryota; Metazoa; Chordata; Lepidosauria; Squamata; Lacertidae. The record is from RefSeq and is a predicted model, not a curated record.